UUCCUGGACGCGCCUGUACACCCGCCCAAAAUGCCAUUUGAACUCCACAUAUGGGGUCCCGCAUUUGGGCUCCCGUCGAUUGAUCCCGAAUGUGCCGCCACUGUUGCAUACUUCGCUCGUAUAAUACCACAAGGCCAAUGGACUCUUAUUGCCGAUUACGACACUUCUAUAAGCCCACAGAAUGAAUUCCCAGUAUUAAUAGAUGGUGCCUCGAAGACGACCGGUUUCAGCAACAUCGUAUCCUAUCUCCGCAAUCAUCAUUCCGGAGCUUACGACCUCGAUUACAGUUUGACACAUGAGCAACAGACAGACAGGACAGCAUACGUUUCGUUCCUCCGCUCCACUGCUGGCCCUCUCCUUGACCUUUUCCUGUACGUUUCUUCCGAGAACUACAAUGCCGCAACAUCUUCGGCGUAUACAGCAAUUCUCCCGUGGCUCGCAAACUACACGAUACCUCCCAAGAGGCGAGAUCUUGCACGAGCGAGAACAUCUCAUCUUGGCUUAAGUAGCUUAGACGUAGAUGAAGCUACGGAAGAAACACGUGGGCCUGGAAGCGGCACAGCCUCCUCAGAGUAUGAGGCCGCGAAGAGAGCUGCUGGGAUACCGACCGAGGGCCAGCCGAAGGCUCUCAAUCUAGGCCGAAGGAAAGGACUUGGUGGCCUACUUAGCUCGCCGAUAUACGCCGCGCGCUUCAAACUCGAUGCGCUGUCCAGUGAGGUCUUUGACCCAAUUUCAGAUCUUCUGGGGAAGAAAGAUUAUCUUCUUGAUGGGGACAAGCCUUCUAGCCUAGAUUGCCUUGCAUUCGGCUAUCUAUCGCUGAUGCUAUAUGCUCCCGCGCCCCAAGCGUGGCUCAAGGAAGCCAUAGGAACGAAAUAUCCUCGCAUAUUACGGUAUAUCCGGCGACUACGUGCAGAACUACUUGGUGGCGUAGAAAUCGAUUCCGCCUUGGUCUGGUCAAUCACAAACGGCAAAGACACGGAAACACCGCAAAAUCUGCCAUGGCAGCCACGUUGCAGACAAGGGCUAGUCACGUCUGCAGUCAAAGCAGCUAACCAAAUCAUGGGGAAUAUGCCUGUUGUGUCGGCAAUGGUACGAAAUCAAGUUGUAAUACAAGAUGAUGGAAAGUCACUCAUCAGUGCAAGCCGAUCAUCCCUCCCAAGCUCAUGGGUCUUGAACACAAUUGCCGCAUGUUCUGCUCUUGCAACAGCAGGUCUCGCUGGGCUCGCUAUACACCAACGGCGCAACCCACGUGAAGGCCUUCUUAUAUUCUGGGCUCUUCGUCCGUCGACGGGAUUCAACGCAUUUGGCGAAGCCGAGAGUUUUCUCAGUGUUCUGGCAGGUCAGAUGCAAGGGGGUGCUUCUAUGUAAGCUUUGAUGUGCACAGGGAAUGGAUGCAUUUGUAUUAUACUAGCAAGAAUUGGCGUUAUAUACCCCCUCUCUCGUGAUGAGGAAAACCUGGAUGUAACAAAGAACGCCUAGCAGUCGUUCUCCAAGAUUACCUUCCAACCAAUCCACUAUAUCAAAUUCUGCUGAUGUGGAGCUUGGUUGGUCGAUAAUACUUGUUUCCAGGCUGUUCCAAUGUACGAAGGCCUCAUUGUAGGUACAUAGACCUCCCCGAGAUGCAGCAAGACGAGCGUUCAUGCGCGGAAACCAGUUCU
Molecule: messenger RNA, 1658 nt
Organism: Periconia digitata
Lineage: Eukaryota; Fungi; Ascomycota; Dothideomycetes; Pleosporales; Periconiaceae
Source: the annotation of a GenBank genome assembly